AUGGCUGCUCAGACGCCAGGUAAGAGUCGCAAUCCACUUUGGGACAAUGAAGAAACCGUAGUGUCAGCGUUUAUGUCGGGGUUCGCAGGCGUUGGCAGAGAGAAUCGCCUGGAACUGCCUCAACAUCAGCCGCGCCUCCCUAUCAUAAGACCACCCGAGGGCUGUGAGAAAAUGAAGCCAACGGAUUUCAAAGAUCUCCAUUAUCGAGACCUUCCGACCCCUACAUCUAUUCGACUCCUCAAGAUAUACCCAGGGCCAGAGGGUUGUUCUACAGAGAGCUACUCUGAUUUCGAGCUGUUUCGUCCACCGGUGAGAUGUUCCCUCGUCGUCGUAGAUCUCAACGACAACGUGGCAUACGACGCUCUCUCUUACACUUGGGGUGAUCCGUGUACGCUUUAUCUCAGCACCCAAGAGAUUUCGCCGCAGGAGGCUUGGGCAGCACGUGCUUUCAAUAUUGAAGUCGAUGGAAAGGCAGUCUCAGUCGGCUCGAAUUUGUACGCGGCUUUGCUAGGGCUUCGCUCCCACGUCACGCACCAGAAAGACCCCCAGUUCUCCAACGUACCCCAAAGCUCAGGAUGCUUCUGGAUUGAUGCCUUGUGCAUCAAUCAGAAUAACCUAGAAGAGAAGAGCAGUCAAGUUAUGAUGAUGAGUCGCAUUUACCAACAGGCGCGCCUCGUAUUCGCAUGGCUUGGUGGUGGUGACCGACUAUCCGCUCAAGCGUUCCAUGAUCUCGUCACUAUUGUAAACCUUUGUCAAGGGAACAACCGCGAUCCCAAAGAGCUGAGGAGCCUUGAUAUUUCAUCAGAUGAAACUUAUCAAAAGCUAGGAAUACCCAAGCUGAAUUAUACUUCCUGGAUCGGCGUGUAUCUCUUUCUCAACCGCGCCUGGUUCAAACGGGCUUGGAUAGUUCAGGAGAUCGCACUUGCUCGGGAACCGUGGUUCAUGUGUGGCAGGCAGCAUGGUAAUGUUGAGCUUGUUCUUAGGUCGUUUGAGAUCUUGCAACGAUCGAGGUGGUUCGAUCAGUUGAGGCACCUGGCAGAGCCACUUAUCCAAACCAACCGGACUAAGGGCGACUUCAGCUCGCAUACAAUUUCCGCUAGGAGCUCCGUCAAGCUUUAUCGACCGAGAAAGACACAUAUACUGAAUAGCUCCCUCGGGUCCAUUGUCCGACAGGUCAGAAUCUCGAUGGGAACAUUCGAUGGAUUAUCCAAAGACGAAUCGGCCCCGAAGCGGCUAGGCCUGUUGCGACUUCUAGACUGGUAUCGAUAUACAGAGUCUGGUAAUGCCCGCGACAAGGUCUACGCUUUCGUCGGUCUUUCGCCAGAACAAGAGACAAACCCUCUGAUGGUGAAUUACAGGCUCACUGUUGAAGAAGUCUUCGUAGAGGCGACGCGUUAUCUCCUUGAUUCGUUGCAGAGUCUGCAAAUCUUUUCGUUAAAGAAGAACACCUUCGAUGCAGAACCAAUGCUGGAGUUGCCGUCUUGGGUGCCAGACUUCACUGUUCAGAAUCUGUCAACGCCAAUCAACCAACACGCCUCUUUUGCUGCCUCUAAAGGGCUUGGAAGCGUUGAAAUGUUGUAUCUCCCUAGAAACAAGCUUCAAUUGAAGGGGAUCAAGCUAGAUGAGAUCACGAGUGUUGGUGUUACAUUCAAAUGGGCAUUGAUACCCGAAUUGUCUUUGCUUUUGCAAAAGGUGACUCCGCCGGAAGGGCAGACACGAUUUGAGACCUUUUGGAGAACAUUACUCUUUGAUAGCUUUGAAGGGGAGACGCCUGCACCCAAGGAAUGCGGCAGCUCGUUCCUUGGGCUGCUUGAGAAUCGCGUUCUAACCAGACAAUUAGGAGCUGCAUUCAGCUUGCGGUACGCUGAGGAUUUGAUUGAGUUUCGGGCCAGCAAUGCGACGUUAUCGGACGCGCUACCAGAAGAAGUUCGCGAAUAUUUGAACAUCGAACAAGCAAGGGAGUUGUUGGGGGCGAUGUAUACUGCCUCUCAACACAUGAUGGAGCGGUGCACAGAGGCGGAUGGCACAAUUUUCCCUCCCGAGUUUGUUGACUUCGAGCAUCGACGGAGUAAGAGCGGGAGCAAGGCAGAGGACGACUUGAUUGUUGAGAGUUUCCACGACGAAUUAAGGGAGAAGAUGGAUCUAGCCAAGCCCGCAGGUGAUAUUGAUUUUCUGAUCUCGGCGACAGCUGGACACGGAAGGUCGCUGUUUGUGACGAAGACGGGUCGUUUUGGGAUGGGUCCUCCGCUGUUCCACGGCGGAGAUGAGGUUUGGAUAUUGGCUGGGGCGGACGUUCCUUUAAUUCUACGGCCAUCUGGAUCGUCAGGUGAGGAGUUUGAAUUGGUUGGCGAGGCGUAUAUCCACGGGAUAAUGCAGGGAGAGGGAGUUCCAGAUGUGCAAAAGGAAGGGCUAAGAAGGGUAAUUCUAGUCUAA
Messenger RNA from Dothidotthia symphoricarpi CBS 119687, 2433 nucleotides. RefSeq names its product HET-domain-containing protein. NCBI's taxonomy places the organism in Eukaryota, Fungi, Ascomycota, Dothideomycetes, Pleosporales, Dothidotthiaceae. The coding region runs from base 1 to 2433 and encodes 810 amino acids. The record is from RefSeq and is a predicted model, not a curated record. The transcript has a single exon.